Molecule: messenger RNA, 2212 nt
Organism: Mangifera indica (mango)
Lineage: Eukaryota; Viridiplantae; Streptophyta; Magnoliopsida; Sapindales; Anacardiaceae
Product: peptide-N4-(N-acetyl-beta-glucosaminyl)asparagine amidase A-like
Exons: 1
Coding region: 85-1908 (607 amino acids)
Cellular component (GO): vacuole
Source: RefSeq, a predicted model, not a curated record
UUAAUCAUCGCCACCGUUGUUUUACAUUCAAUCUCAUCUUCUUCAACUCAACUCAACUCAACUACUAAAGUCCACCCAACGUUCAUGGCUUCCUUUCUCUUUACUCUAUUUCUCCUCCUCUCUCUUUUUCUCUUCACUUCAGCGAAUCUCCACAAUACCAAGGCCCUUCUUAACCACCCUGCAAAUCUUUACGAUUCACAACUCUUCACUCUCCCUCACAAUGACACCCCGCCAACUCGUUUCUUUGAAGUAACCAAGCCCGUCAAGCAUCCCAAAACGAAGCCUUGUUUGCAUCAAAUUCUCAGCCAUGACUUUGGUUACACAUACGGGAAACCCCCGGUUACAGCUGACUACACCCCUCCUACUAAUUGUUCUUCUCAGAAGUUCUCCACGAUCGUCCUCGAAUGGAACGCCACGUGUAAAGGAAGACAAUUUGACCGCAUUUUUGGGGUUUGGUUAGGUGGGAUUGAGCUUUUAAGGAGUUGUACGGCUGAGCCGAGGGCUACUGGGAUUGUUUGGAGUGUUAAGAAGGAUAUAACAAGGUACUAUUCGUUGCUUCUUAAGAAUGAAACUCAAACUUUAGCUGUUUUUUUGGGUAACCUUGUUGAUAAAACUUAUACUGGUGUGUAUCAUGUGGAUAUAAAUAUGUAUUUUUAUCCUGCUGAAGAGGGUUUUGGUAGGAACAAGUAUGUUGUGAAGCAUAAUUUGAAAUCUGGGUAUAGUCCUAAGGCUGAUUUGAUUUUGCCCAUCUCGCGGAAUUCACCGGGGAAUGAUGGGCUGUGGUUUGAGAUUGAGAAUUCAACUGAUACUCAGGUGAAGGAAUUCAAGAUUCCUCAAAAUGUGUAUAGGGCGGUCUUGGAGGUGUAUGUUUCUUUUCAUGAGAAUGAUGAAUUUUGGUAUGGAAAUCUUCCGAAUGAUUACAUUGCUGCAAAUAAUCUGACCGGUUAUGCUGGAAAUGGACCUUUUAGGGAGGUUGUGGUGAGUCUUGACGGUGAGGUUGUUGGUGCAGUUUGGCCUUUUACUGUGGUAUAUACAGGAGGGAUUAAUCCUCUCUUAUGGAGACCUAUUACAGGCAUUGGUUCAUUCAAUCUUCCUACUUAUGAUAUUGAAAUCACGCCCUUUCUGGGAAACAUAUUGGAUGGAAAGACUCAUAAGAUUGGGUUUAGUGUUACCAAUGCUUUAAAUGUGUGGUACAUAGAUGCUAAUUUGCAUCUUUGGUUGGACAGUGAGUACACAAAAAUUGAGGGGAAGCUUUUGAAACAUGAGACCACACCUCUCCAAGUUAAUUAUGUAUCAAAUUAUACAGGUUUAAAUGGAACAUUCUUAACUGAUGUAAACAGAUCCAUAUCCUCGACAGGUUGGGUUAACUCAUCUCAGGGAAUGAUUACAACCAAUUUCAUUCAAGAUCUUAGUUUCAGUAACUCAAUGGUCAUGGGCGAAAAUGCCAAUUUGCAGAUUGUGAAUCAAACAAUUCAUUUUAAUGACAGGGUUUCUGCCAACACAUCGUCUGCUAAGUUCCACUCCGCGAAAUCAUUUAAAAUGUUCUCCUUAUACUUUUAUUCAGACUCUUUGGAUCAAGGAAAUGGAAGUUAUUUAGAUGUUGCAAAUAUCAGUUUGGGAUUUAAUGUGAAGAAAUCUAAGAAGGCUGGCUUUGGAUUCUCCGGCAGCACUCUGAAUAACUUCCAGAAUGGACAGGGUGUCAUGGUUGUGAAGAACAACUUGGUAAGCAGUGGAGUAGGCAGCACACAGCAAUUGUACAACUAUGGUGGUAGGAAAUUUUGUUAUUUUAGGAACAUAAGCAGCUCAAACUACACCAUUCUUUAUGAUAAAUUUCGAAAAAAUUGCAAUACAGGAAUGGUGUCUCUGUUUGGUUUUGGGUUGGCAAAACUACCAGCUUCUGCCAGCUAGAAUGGUCCUGUAGUAUCUGAACAGUCUAAUGGUGAUUUGUGAGGAAGCAAAUUAAUUUUAAUCAUUGGAUCAUUUGUCAAUUUCUUAUAGAGAUGCCCCCUUUACUUGGGUUUUUGGAGGGGUACCUGAAUGUGGCUGCAACUAAUAAAAUUGUGUCUGGUGUUAUUUGUUAUGUACAAAUCAGCUUUGAGGAUAUUUUUAUAUUAACCUUUUCAGUUAUGUGCUUAAAUUUAAAAUCGGCUUUGUUUUUCCAAGAAUGAUAAAUUGAAUAUCAUGGAGGGAUUUGGGUGCGGUUGAUGUUUGA